UCGUUUCUUCCUCCACCCACCUCUCUCUCGUUUUCGAUUCCCCCAAACGCCCCUCUCUGGUCUCUGCUCAACCAUGGCUUCUUGCUCCAAUCCUCCUCCUCUCUCUUCACCGCUCUCCCCUUCUCUCCAAACCCGAAAACUCUUCGCUCCUCUCUCCUAUCCUCGCUCCGGCGGACCCUCCUAUGCUCUUCAUUUCCACGCCAAAAGGGGCAUUAGGUUUUCAAUCCCACCUCUCCGUCUCAAGGUUCUUUGCUCCGCUGAUUACGACAAAGCUGCAGUGGUCACUGGAGACUCAUGGGAAAAAUCAAUUCUGAACAGCGAAAUCCCUGUUCUGGUUGAAUUUUAUGCUAGUUGGUGUGGACCCUGCAGGAUGGUUCACCGGGUGAUAGAUGAGAUUGCAGAAGAUUAUGCAGGGAGACUUAAAUGCGUUGUGCUGAACACAGACCAUGACUUGCAUAUUGCUGAGAACUAUGAAAUUAAGGCUGUGCCAGUGGUUUUGCUGUUUAAAAAUGGAGAGAAACGUGAAUCUGUAGUUGGAACCAUGCCUAAGGAGUUCUAUGUGGCUGCCAUUGAGAGGGUCCUCUCAUCUUAAUCCCAGUUUGUUUCACAACUAGACCAUCCAGGGAAAUUGAUCAAUUUUCCCCCAUGUCAUAUCAUUUUUAUAUCUUGCUGUCAGCCUGUCACGACACGGUUGUACAUUCUAGUUACCAUCUUCCUCUUCUUCAUCUUCUUCUUCUUCUUCUUCUUCUUCUUUUUUGAAGAAUGAGCUGGUAUGAGUUUAUGUUUUGUACAUAUGACCUCGACUGUGCGGCUUGUUUUAGGAAUCUGAAUGCAUUUCAUGUCUAUGCAAGUUGUGCAUCAUUAAUGUUAAUGAACAAUAAAAGGUUCAAAGUCGGUCAAUUUGCAUUUAUUAA
Messenger RNA from Vitis riparia (riverbank grape), 914 nucleotides. RefSeq names its product thioredoxin M3, chloroplastic. Lineage: Eukaryota; Viridiplantae; Streptophyta; Magnoliopsida; Vitales; Vitaceae. Gene Ontology annotation, cellular component: cytoplasm. The transcript has 2 exons. The record is from RefSeq and is a predicted model, not a curated record. Bases 74 to 592 code for a protein of 172 amino acids. Gene Ontology annotation, molecular function: oxidoreductase activity, acting on a sulfur group of donors, disulfide as acceptor.